Messenger RNA from Carica papaya (papaya), 3303 nucleotides. The record is from RefSeq and is a predicted model, not a curated record. NCBI's taxonomy places the organism in Eukaryota, Viridiplantae, Streptophyta, Magnoliopsida, Brassicales, Caricaceae.
UCAGUUUGUUUUCAUUUAAAUAAACUUUAGAAGAAGAAGAGAAACCAUCUUUAAGCCGCUUGGUUUACUUCAUCUAACUUCUUAAUUUUGAUUCCUUUAUCAUCUCCUAAGAAUGGCUGAUGCAAUUGUAUCUACAGUCCUAGAGCAGUUGGUUUCUAUUGGUUACAACGAGGCGGAGCAAGAGAUACGACUCGUUGUGGGUGUUAAAGAUGAAGUCAAAAAGCUUACCCGCAAUUUCAAGACCAUUCAAGAUGUGCUUGAAGAUGCAGAGAAACGGUGGGUGAAGGAGGAGAACGUCAGGAACUGGUUAGAGGAACUAAAAGAUGUUUCUUAUGAUUUGGAUGACGUGUUGGAUGAGUGGAAUACUGCUCUGCUCAAAUCAAAAGUUGAAGGUGAAGAAAAAAAGGUUGAGAAUAGCUCCAUACUCAAGGUAUGCUCUUUUUUGCCCUCCUCUUGCUUUCGCAUUAAUCAAGCCAUUGUGCGCCACGACAUUGCCCACAAAAUCACAAAGCUGAAUGAGAGACUAGAUGUUAUCGCCAAUGAGAGACUCAGGUAUGGGUUUCAGUCUGGUGGAACGGAAACAAUAGAUCUUGAGCAACAAAAGACUACCUCUUUCAUCGAUGAAUUUCAGGUGUGCGGUAGAGAAGAAAGUAAAAAUAGAGUGGUGAGCAUGCUGUUGGGAGAAAGUAGUCAAGAAUCACCCUUCAAAGAAAGUAGUCAAGAAUCAGGCUUCCAAACGAUCUCCAUUGUUGGAAUGGGAGGAUUGGGAAAGACAACUCUGGCUCAAUUAGCCUUUAAUGAUAAGGAUGUAAAGAAACAUUUUGAAAAGAGGAUAUGGGUGUGUGUCUCAGACCCUUUUGAUGAGAUUAGGAUUGCUAAGGCAAUCCUUGAAUCCAUUAUUGAUAGCACCCCAAAUCUAGUUGAAUUAGAAAAUCUACUGCAAGCAAUACAACAAUCUAUUAAAAACAAGAAGUUCCUUCUUGUCAUGGAUGAUGUGUGGAAUGAAGAUUCCUCACAAUGGGAAUGCUUUCAAAAUUCUCUCAAGUGUGGUCUUCGAGGAAGUAAGAUUUUGGUGACCACAAGGAAUAAGAGUGUCGCAAAUAUCAUGGGAACCAGAAGCACCCACAUGUAUUUCUUGGAGAAAUUGUCAGAGGAAGAAUGUUGGUCUGUGUUAAGCAACAAAGCUUUCUUCGAUAGAACAGAUGAAGAAUGUGAGCAUUUAGAAGACAUUGGUAGGAAAAUAGCACGCAAGUGUGAUGGCUUGCCUCUUGCUGCAAAGUUCCUUGGAGGUCUUUUGCAAUUUAGGAGAACUAGAGAUCAAUGGCAGAGUGUAUUAGAUAACCAAAUAUGGGAGCUAAAAGAGGCUGAACAAAAGCUUUUUCCUCAUUUUCAGUUGAGUUAUUAUGAUUUACCUUCUGAAGUGAGGCAGUGUUUCUUAUAUUGUGCCGUCUUUCCAAAAGAUUACGAGAUAGAUAGAAAGAAGUUGAUUAGAUUAUGGAUGGCGCAAGGCUACCUUAAAGGCGAUGAUAUGGAAAUUAUUGGUCAGGUGUACUUUGAUAAUUUGGCUAUGCGCUCCUUUUUUCAAGACUUCAAAACAGAUAAAACUGGUUUUGUAUGCAAGAUGCAUGACGUAGUGUAUGAUUUUGCUCAAUAUUUGACGAAAAAUGAAUUUUUUUUAAUAAACGCUGCUGAUAAUGAAGUGUACGAUAAUGAAUUAUAUGAAAAAGUGCGUCAUUCAAUGAUACUUUGCAGGUCAAACUUAUCAUUUCCUGUCUCUAUUCACAAGUUAAAGAAGGUACGAAGCCUCUUGUUUAAGAAUCUUUGGGGAAACUCUGAGACUGAAGAACAGCUGCUUGAUUUAUUUGGUCAGUUGACAUGUCUUAGGUCAUUGGAUUUGAGCUGGCCUUAUUACUCUAUGAAUUCUAUCAGUAAGCUACCAAAAGAGGUAGGACAACUGAUACAUUUGAGGCUUCUCGACUUAUCUUGGAAUACAAGGUUAACAGAAUUACCUGAAUCUAUAUGUCAUUUAUACAAUCUUCAAAUUCUGAAUAUUCACGGGUGUUGUUAUCUUAAAGAACUUCCUCUUGGGAUGGGAAGACUAAUCAACUUGAGGCAUUUAUAUAACCUGCGAACUGAUCGGCUAAAAUUUGUUCCCAAAGGGUUGGGAAGAUUAACUUCUCUCUGUACAUUAAAAUACUUGGUGGUGGGAGGCCAUUGUAAUGAUGAUGAAGCUAUGACUUUAGGGGAUCUGCAACAACUAAACAACCUUCAGGGCACUCUGCACAUAAGUGGAUUAGGAAACGUAAAAGGUAUCCGGGAGGCUACAAAUGCUCAGCUUGUAAAUAAGAAACAUCUUCAUGAUUUGGUGCUUAGAUUUGAUGGAGAGAUAACAGACAUAGAGCGAAUCGAUCAUCUUCUUCUUCAAGCUCUGCAACCACCUUUGGACUUGGAAAUUUUAGAAAUACGUGGAUAUAAAGGGUUUACCAUGUGUCCAAAUUGGUUAAUGCACCUGGCAAGGCUAAGGGAGCUUAAACUUUACUCAUUUCCAAAUAUUGAGCAGUUGCCUCCACUUGGGAUCCUACCGGCUCUCCAAGUGCUCCGUAUUGGAAGCAUGCCUAAAGUGAAAAAAGUGGGCCUUGAGUUUUUAGGAAUAGGCACUCUUCCUUCUUCUUCUUCUGCUUCCUUCCCUCAACUCCAAGAUCUUACAUUUGAUUUCAUGGAAAACUGGGAAGAGUGGGAUUGUGAAAUCCCACCAGGAACUGUUCAUGACAAUAAUAGUAGUAUCACCUGCACAUUUAUGGUGAUGCCACGCCUCAGUUCUUUGCUCAUUCGGAACUGUUUCAAGUUGAAGAAACUAAAACAGCCGUACGAGGAUUUAAGAAAAGUCAGUCUUGAACACUUGAAGCAUGACCUCGAUGCAAGUGCAGCGGCUCUUAAAUCAGAGUGGCGACGUCGACGAUGGAUGUUCAAGUAGAAACUUCCCGAGGCGUGUUUCUCCUUCCCUCCACAGGCGCUAUCAAGUGACGUGUCUGCUGCUGAUACGGGACAGGCGUGUCUCUCCUUCCCUGUACAGGCGUUUCUCUUCUUCCCUCUACAGGCAGGCUCGAAGAACGUUCCUGCAGAUUCAGGAAUUAAAUUUUACUGUCUUCUUCUCAGAAAGCAUAGUCCUUGCUAUAAGUCCUACAGCAGUUGGUUUCCAUCGCUUACAGAGAGGCGGAGCAAGAGGUACGACUGGUUGUGGGUGUGAAGAGGAAGUCCAAAAGCUUACCAGCAAUUUCCAGGCCAUUCAAGAUGUGCUUGAAG